GGCCCUUUAAGACGAGAGUCGUCGCUCCACUGGAGACCGUUGCGCGGUAUUCUCUCAGACUAUGAGCUAGAUGGAAUUAUAACAAUGGAAUAUCACUACGUUCUGUUUACUGUUUUGUUGCAGUUAAUCGUUCAACCAGCCAGGUCCAGGCCCACUAUCACCCCUGAAGGACCCCAACUCACGGUACCCCUGAACAGCGACUUCAGCUUGCAUUGUCAGAGUGACAGUUCAGUGCGCUGGCUGCGAGAAGACCGCCCCACACGAAUCCUUAAGGAACAAAGGCAGGGUCAAGUGACAGUUCUUAAAGUGAGCAAAGCAGGCCCACAACACAUGGGCAAAUAUUCCUGCCAAGAGGAGGAAUCUGGUGAAAAAAGCUCAAUCUAUGUGUAUGUAAAAGCAUUCCUCUCAGCAGAUCCUGAAAAUCCCUUCAGGAGGAACAUCGUGUUUGACUUUGUUGCGGGACAAGGGGAGAUGAUCACGCUCCCAUGCUUGGCCACAGACCCACGUAUGACAGACUUGCACCUUCAAAAAUGUGACGGACAGCCCCUGCCCAACAACCUCCGAUAUUCAUCCAGUAUUGAGACGGGCAUAACAUUGGAAGAUGUCAGGAAGGACUUUGAGGGAUGUUACAUCUGUGUCGGGACUCUGGAAGGCAACACCGUUAAAUCCGGUCAAUAUCAACUCAAUGUCCGCCUCGUUCCAGACGCACCUCCUGUGAUCACACUGGGUCGGCCUCAGAGAGUGCUGCUAGUCCAGGGGGAAGAGCUCGCCCUCUCCUGCAGCACCUCAAACGUCAACAGUGACAUCACAAUCAGGUGGAAGGCUCCCCAUGGAGUGCAACCUUCAGUGCAGCAGUUCUCAAGAAUCCUGACCGAACCCAUUUCUCACCUGAGGAAUGCCACCCUAAAUCUGGGGUCUGUGACCAUGCAGGAUGCAGGGAUUUACAACUGCGAGGCCAGGAAUGAAAGAGGGACCAGUGCAAAGACAGUCAUGGUCGAAAUCUUUGAUAAAGGCUUCAUUAACGUAACAAGUGUGAAUAACAGCACUAAAAGAAUGCGGGCUGGAGAAAGUCUGUCCCUGCGUGUGGUAAUGGAUGCUUACCCGAAACCUCAUGCAUUUUCCUGGAGCUACAGUGGGGUAAAACUCACCAACACUACUGAUCAUGUCAUUACCAGCCGCUCACAUGGGAAUAGUUACACCAGCGAGCUGAAGCUAGUACGUCUCAAAGUGUUAGAAAGUGGCGUUUACACAUUUUCAUGCUCAAACCGAGACGCAACUGUCCAUCAAACGUUUGAAGUCCACGUCAUAAGUAAACCACAGAUUGUGUCCUAUGAAGGGCCAAUUGAUGGACAGGUGCGCUGUGUGGCUGAAGGUUACCCUACUCCUCAGAUUAAGUGGUUUUACUGUGACCAACCUCAUUCAAGAUGCUCCAAUUUGCUGAAUGCCACUCAGGAGGAGGAGGAUGUUGUCACUGUAACCAUGACAAAUCCCCCCUUUGGGAAAGGCACAGUGGAAAGUCGACUAAACAUCACCAAGAACAGUUACGCCACCCUUGAAUGUGUGGCAUCUGCCAAUGGGGAAAUCGUUUACACACUCUUUGCUAUCAGCGAAAACACUGUUCCUCAUGAACUCUUCACACCAUUGCUCAUCGGUUUUGUUGCUGCGGCUGUUAUCCUGGUUCUCAUCCUGAUUGUGCUAUCCUACAAGUACAUGCAGAAACCUAAAUACCAAAUACAGUGGAAAGUCAUAGAAGGUAUCCAUGGAAAUAGUUAUGUGUAUAUUGACCCCACCCAGCUUCCAUACGACCACCAGUGGGAGUUUCCCAGAGAUAAGCUGCGUUUUGGAAAAACUCUAGGAUCUGGAGCAUUUGGGAAGGUGGUAGAGGCCACUGCUUAUGGGAUGUCCAAAGCAGACACUGUGAUGACCGUUGCUGUGAAGAUGCUCAAACCAAGUGCCCAUGCCACCGAGAAAGAGGCUCUGAUGUCAGAGCUGAAGGUGCUUAGUUAUCUUGGCAACCAUAUUAACAUUGUCAAUUUGCUGGGGGCCUGCACUGUUGGAGGUCCAACUCUAGUUAUAACGGAGUACUGCUGUUUUGGUGACCUGUUGAACUUCCUGCGCAGAAGGAGAGAAUCCUUCUACUUCACUACACUGGGAGAAGACUCUUACUAUAGAAACGUCAUGCUGCAGCCAGAGCCAAAUGAGAGCAGGAAUGGAUACAUGACCAUGAAGCCCUCGGUAAUGGGACUUCUGUCCUCUGAAAACCGAAGAUCACUUAAUAAAGGUGAUUCAUACAGCGAUUCAGAUGCCGUUAGUGAGAUUCUGCAGGAAGAUGGCAUGACUAUGGACACUGAGGAUCUUCUUAGCUUCUCCUACCAAGUAGCCAAAGGGAUGGAUUUCCUGGCAUCCAAGAACUGUAUUCACAGAGACCUGGCAGCCAGAAACAUUCUUCUCACCCAAGGCCGGGUGGCCAAGAUCUGUGACUUUGGACUAGCCCGGGACAUCACUACUGACUCAAACUAUGUUGUUAAGGGCAAUGCUCGUCUCCCGGUGAAGUGGAUGUCCCCCGAGAGCAUCUUUGAGUGCGUGUACACCUUUGAGAGUGACGUCUGGUCUUAUGGUAUCCUGCUGUGGGAGAUCUUCUCUCUUGGCAGUAGUCCUUACCCUGGAAUGCCUGUGGACUCUAAAUUCUAUAAGAUGAUCAAGGAAGGAUACCGAAUGGAGUCACCGGAGUUUGCCCCGAGUGAAAUGUAUGAGAUCAUGCACUCAUGCUGGGAUGCCGACCCCUUCAAGAGACCUUCAUUCGGCAAGAUAGUUGAGAAGAUCGAACAGCAAAUCUCAGACAGCACCAAACAUAUUUACUUAAAUUUCAGCUCCAGAUUGCCUGCAGCACCGGGGUCCCAUGAGGGGUCCAGUUCUCACGUCCAGCGGCUGAACUCAGUCGGCACUCACAGCACCACUACUCAGCCCCUGCUCUCCAGCAAUGAUGUUUACUUUGAAGGGACAAGUUCACGUCACCCUCCGGUCUGAAGAUCAAUUCUCAGCAAAAACCAGGCAUUCCAGCAGAUGCCAUUCAUCUCUCUUUGCCCUGGCUAAGUGUCAUUGUAGCUCUCUGACAUACAUGAGGACACUGGUGGAAAACAAUGAUCAUAAAUCUCUUUUUGGAUCCAAGAGCAGUCAUAUUCCUUUUAGUCACCUUUCUCGCAGAUUGUGUAUAUAUGCCCCCUGCCAGAAAAGACAGUGAUGGUGUGCGUUCCUAUUAACAUUUCAUGAAUUCGUUGGAACGAUGGGAUAUUUAUCAUUUUUGAGAAAGCUUAUAAUCAAUGCUGGUAUCAUUCCAUGGUACUAUAUCUCCAGCGUGAGUCUGCAAGAUGACUGAACUUGUUUUCUGUAGAAUCCCUUUGCUUUAUUAUAUGGGAUAUGUAAACACACAAUAACACUUCUUUUGCUAAUUGUCAAGUCUUUACAAGUUAAGUGACAGAAGUCUGAUUCAAGAAACAGGCUGAUUCAAGUCCGAGACUAAAAGAAAUCAUCACAGAGAAAACAAUGGAAAUGACUUUCCUAAAACAUUUCUGACGUCUUUUUGACAUGAUUGUCAUGUCAUUGUCAGUAGUAAAAGAGCCUGCCGUGAGUGGAAAUUGGUUAUUUUCUAAUCAACUAUUCUGCAGGUCAUUCAGCUCGUAAAUUCAGAUAUCACCCACAUAAAGGCUACACUAUUUGGAAACUAUAUGUAUAAGCAGCAAUAACUCAGCAUCGUAACAUUGACAGAAUGAUCAUGUUGCUGCCCAAGCCAAAAACAAGCUACCAAUUGCAUGUUGCGUUCAGGAUAAUAUUUUGUCAGUUGGCAGCUGAGACUGUUUUUCUGUUUAAAUAGACCAAAUUAAGGUGCAUUUCAGUUCAAUGUCAGGAAAGAUGUUGAGGCACGUAGAGGCAAUUCAUCACACUUCAUCGUUUACUUUGAACACUCAGUGAAAUUUUGGUUACAUAGCAGUAUUAUAUUAUUGGCUUGUGUUGUGUUGUUCCUUCCAACCAGGAAGUGUAAUUUAGGACAGUAAAAUGAUCCAGUCAAGCAGCAAUUCAAGCUUGAGGCAUCAAACUUUUAGACAGUGUUUCUUUUAGGGAUCACAUUAGAAUGCUUCGUCCACUUGUGUUUUAAGGAAAAUAUUUGGUAAAGAAUACUUAUUUGUAUGGCACAGACAUAGCUUGUUUCAACACAUUCAAAAUGCUUCGAGUUGUUUUACGCAUGAUGUGGUUCCGUAAUAGUGGACUGUAGAAGAUCAGUAGCUUCUGUAGCAUCGGUUUUGUUCUUUAUUCCAGUUCCAGUGAUCUACAUUUUAUCCUUCAUGAAACUGGAAGACAUAGCGAGUAGUGUUCUCUUGUACAUUUGUAAAUGUUUUGCUGGCUUUUUCUUUCACGUCAAAUUUUGUGCAUAAAAAGUAAGGUAGGAUUCAGUAGUUAUGUCAUCGCUCUGCUUUCUCGUGUUUGCGGAAAUCGCAGGUUAGCAUUUCCUACAGACUUGACUCAGUUACUCUGACUUCUACUUAUCACACCAACUGUUGUGCCUGAAACGUUUUCUCUCCUCUUUAGCCAAUGAGAAUCGUGCGGUUGAAGGUUGAGCCAAUAGAAAGCUGCAGCUGCUGUGUAGAAAAAUGGGUGCCAAUGGCUUCUUGCUCUCCGUAGGAUUAGCCAAUGAAGGAUCUGCCAAUAGAAGGGUGGCUUUCAGAUGGAGGACAAAAAGUGCGGCUUUCUGUUACUUAGAUGAGCCAAUAGGAUUCUCAUUCCACUGCCAAAGAGAAAAGGGCAGAGUUGGGUCUGAAUAGGAGCUACGCACUGAAUGCUUCAGUCGACACCAACCAUAGAACAUCAGUAGUCUGGGCACUCAGUCAGUAGCUCAUUCCCCUGGUCUCCCUCUGUUCUUUGUGUCCAGCUGCUUCCUCCGGCGGAUGUCUCACUUCCACAAAGUCUCAGCCGGGGAGAUCCAACUCGGCCCGUCUCCCAUCUCCACCGCUCCCCUCUUCCUUCUCGCCACACUGGAACAUUGUUCCUGAUGGCACUGGCUUUCGCAUCCAUUUGCGCUAAUGUGUUUUGCGUGUGUGUGGGAGCGUGUGUGAAUGUGUAAAUGCAGGUCAUUUGCUGUUAAAAUACCGGAGCACUGAUGGGUUCCUCUUGUAGAACGACUGCAGUUAAUGAACUUCAGAUUGUUUGAAUGAUAGUGCUGAAGCAAUCUAUGUUCAGCUGCUACAUACAUUCCAUCACUGUUUGCUCUUUUCUUAUAUGUAAAUAAUAUAAAUAUAUAUCAUAAUGUUGCUUUUGUUUUGUUAUCACGGUACGUUCUCAUGUGCUGAAAAGAUUUUUGUAUGUUACAGUUUGUCAUUGACAUGAUCAUCUUCUGUCGUUAUAUUGCCUCUUGAUUCAUUUAUUCAUAAGUGCAGUUUUCAGACACAGGUACAGUUGGAUUUAUAUUUAAUCCAUUUAUGUUAUAUUCAGCGUUGCUUGUCGUUUCAGUAUUUUCAGUGAUUGUAUGACCGAUGACUGGAGGAAGAUACGUGAAAACUAAACGCAGACGGUCCAGGAAUUCCAUUUGUGAGUCAUUUAACAGUUCUCGUAAGUGAUUGAAAGGUUUUUGGUCCCUGAAAAGAUUGUUUGUUUAAUGUAUUUUAUUGUAUAUUUAUUUUACAGUUUUUAUUUUCGAAAACAAAUGUGCAAAUUCUGUGUGUAGCUCUUGUUACUUCAGUAUGUAAAUAAAUAACUGAAAACAUCAA
Messenger RNA from Carassius gibelio (silver crucian carp), 5759 nucleotides. RefSeq names its product KIT proto-oncogene, receptor tyrosine kinase a (gene kita). The transcript has 21 exons. Gene Ontology annotation, biological process: B cell differentiation; Kit signaling pathway; Fc receptor signaling pathway. Lineage: Eukaryota; Metazoa; Chordata; Actinopteri; Cypriniformes; Cyprinidae. Gene Ontology annotation, molecular function: cytokine binding; ATP binding; transmembrane receptor protein tyrosine kinase activity. The record is from RefSeq and is a predicted model, not a curated record. Gene Ontology annotation, cellular component: signaling receptor complex. The coding region runs from base 85 to 3027 and encodes 980 amino acids.